AUGGCCGCGGACGCCACCGCCAUCGAGAGCGAGCAGGCGGAGGUCAUGCUCGGGCAUGACAGGAAGGGCGAGUGCGAUGGUUCAGCGAAAAAGCCUGGUUUUGGCAAACAUCCUCGAGUGAUCGUGGGCGCCGCAGCGUUACACGCUGCGCGCGCUUUUAAGGGUCUUGACCGCCUAGUCCUAGCAAGAGACCAUCGUCGCAAACGUACCCUCAACAACGUCGGGUGCUUCGGGCGCAAGAAGGGGGAGGAGCAGGAGCAGCAGCCGGACCAUUACGCGGAAGAGGUCUUCAAGCAGCAUUCAGGCAUCGAUGCCGCCUCCAAAACGGUCAUGUUCGGACUCGCCGGUCAAGCAAGAUACACACCGACGAAGAAAUCGCGUUCACCCUUGUUGUGCGAGAUGUUGGGAAGAGCAUCUACGAAGGACGUUCUCCACGCGGCGUACUGA
Messenger RNA from Trematosphaeria pertusa, 447 nucleotides. RefSeq lists its product as uncharacterized. Bases 1 to 447 code for a protein of 148 amino acids. The record is from RefSeq and is a predicted model, not a curated record. NCBI's taxonomy places the organism in Eukaryota, Fungi, Ascomycota, Dothideomycetes, Pleosporales, Trematosphaeriaceae. The transcript is spliced from 2 exons.